CAGUUUCAUUUUGUGUCUAGCCUGGAAAUCAAACCCAAGACAACCCACGCUCCAAAGAUUUACACAAAAACAGGAGACAAAGGGUUUUCCAGCACAUACACUGGGGAGAGGCGAUCUAAAGAUGAUCAGGUCUUUGAAGCUUUGGGAACAACAGAUGAAUUGAGUUCUGCUGUUGGGGUUGCUAGUGAAUUAAGCCAGGAAAGUGGCCACACGUUUGUCGAACAACUUCACAAAAUCCAGUGUAUGCUGCAAGAUGUUGGCUCCAACAUUGCAACUCCUCUCUCCUCAGCCAGGGAGGCUCACUUAAAACGAACAUCCUUUAGUGAAAAGCCAGUGCUGGAGCUGGAGCAGUGGAUUGAUAAAUACUCAGACCAACUUCCACCUCUCACUGCUUUCAUUUUGCCUUCUGGAGGUAAAAGUAGUGCUGCUCUUCAUUUCUCCAGAGCAGUCUGCCGAAGAGCAGAGAGGUGUGUUGUUCCUUUAGUACAAGCAGGAGAGGCAGAUGCAAAUGUGGCCAAAUACUUGAACAGACUUAGUGAUUUUCUCUUCAUUUUGGCACGUUAUGCUGCAAUGAAGGAAGGGAAGGAAGAGAAAAUAUAUACAAAAAGUGAAGCAUAAAUUGGAGAUGAGACUGUACUUUCUAGAUCAUGAAAAGCUAAAUCCGGCCAAGUUUUUCCUUCUGCAGGCAAGGCGGAGAGGAGAGAAUGAGCAUGAAUUGAAAGUGUGAAUUGCCACCAAUUCCUCACAAUAAAAUCAUUCAGGAACUUGUUUAUAACACUGUAGAAAACAUGCAGCCCUUCUGUAAAACUAACCACCUCUGAGCUAGCGUCCAGAUCAAAGUGUCAGAUUCUGAAUUGUUUUCGAAACUGCUUCACAUUGUGUUUGACUCAGGCUGGGGUGUGAGCUAGGAGGCUUCAAAAGCUUCAGAAAAACAAUACCAUCUUCACAAAUACAGUUUAAUGCUCAGAGCAGUGGCAGCUGUGAUUGAAAGAUCUCUGAUGAAAGGAAGAGAGAAAAAGCAUUUAGCUGCUGCACAGAUUCAGGAGCCCAGUCCAGAAGCUCUGAAAAAUAAAUGUGAUUUACUUACACCAAA
Chelonoidis abingdonii (Abingdon island giant tortoise) is the source of this 1093-nucleotide messenger RNA. It is a transcript of the gene MMAB, whose product is annotated as metabolism of cobalamin associated B. NCBI's taxonomy places the organism in Eukaryota, Metazoa, Chordata, Testudines, Testudinidae. The record is from RefSeq and is a predicted model, not a curated record. Gene Ontology annotation, molecular function: corrinoid adenosyltransferase activity.